Messenger RNA from Capsicum annuum, 1146 nucleotides. RefSeq names its product chlorophyll a-b binding protein CP24 10A, chloroplastic. NCBI's taxonomy places the organism in Eukaryota, Viridiplantae, Streptophyta, Magnoliopsida, Solanales, Solanaceae. Bases 288 to 1061 code for a protein of 257 amino acids. The record is from RefSeq and is a predicted model, not a curated record. Gene Ontology annotation, cellular component: membrane. The transcript is spliced from 2 exons. Gene Ontology annotation, biological process: photosynthesis, light harvesting in photosystem I; response to light stimulus.
CUAAGACAGAAUCAAAACUAAAGGGGAAGUGUCCACGUGGAUGGUACAAAUAUAGAACAUAGAGAUGUAAUUCAAGACCUCAUUGGUCCGAAAUCUAUCCACCACAGAUUUGCAGAUUUCAUUUAUCCUACUUGGCCCCUUCCAAGAUCCCCUUUUGAUCUCAUACCCUUAUAACCUGAUAUCUCACUUCUUCAUUCAAUUCAAAGAAGAGACACCAGAAACAAGCAUCCACAAACUUUGCAUUGCACGUUAACACUAUCACUCUAUUGGAUACAUACAAAAUAAACAUGGCUACAACAUCUGCUCCAGUGCUUAAUGGUUUGAGCUCCUCUUUCUUGACUGGUGGCAAGAAAAAUCAGGCCUUGUUGGGUGCUCCCCUUGCUGCCAGAGUUGGUGGUGCUGCCAUUCCCAAGAGGUUCAUUGUGGUGGCUGCUGCUGCUGCCAAGAAAUCUUGGCUUCCUGGAGUAAGAGCUGGUGGCAAUUUGGUUGACCCUGAGUGGCUUGAUGGCUCGCUACCUGGUGAUUAUGGCUUUGACCCACUUGGUCUUGGCAAGGACCCUGCAUUCUUGAAAUGGUACAGAGAAGCUGAGCUCAUUCAUGGCAGAUGGGCAAUGACUGCAGUAGUUGGCAUCUUUGUUGGUCAAGCAUGGAGCGGCAUUCCAUGGUUCGAGGCUGGUGCUGACCCUGGUGCUAUUGCACCUUUUUCUUUUGGAUCACUUCUUGGCACUCAGCUUCUCCUCAUGGGGUGGGUUGAGAGCAAAAGGUGGGUCGACUUCUUCGACCCCGACUCUCAGUCUGUAGAAUGGGCCACUCCAUGGUCAAAGACUGCUGAGAACUUCGCCAACUUCACUGGUGAACAGGGCUACCCAGGCGGCAAAUUCUUCGAUCCUUUGUCAUUAGCUGGUACACUAAAGGAUGGUGUUUACAUCCCUGACACGGAGAAGCUUGAGAGAUUAAAGGUUGCUGAGAUCAAGCAUGCUAGACUUGCCAUGUUAGCCAUGUUAAUUUUCUAUUUUGAGGCCGGGCAAGGCAAGACACCCUUGGGGGCUCUUGGUUUGUAAGUGGUUUCAUAUUAAACAUUUCGUUGUAAAGAGUAACUGGAUGUAGAAAGAAGAAACUAAAGCUUGGAUUUGUCCCCUUGAGAAA